CGGAUAUACUAUCAAAGAAAACGCUACUAGGGGUACCCACAAAGCACUUCUGGGUAGCAGAUCCAGACUGGAACGAUUUUGGUGUUAUAUGGAGUUUGUAGUUUCUAAGGGAUACUUGAGUGAUUUGACCACACUGUAGGAUACUAUUGUCUCGGGUUCGGAGCCCGUAAACAUCUCACUUCACACCUUCUAAUUCAGAUUUUAGGGGCCACGAGGCAGUCUGUGUGUGUGCAUGAUCAGAGGUUUAUGUAACCAUGAUGAUGAGCUUGUUAGCUGUUACAUUAAUUUAAUCAUUUAGCCAAUAAUACAUUACAGCCAACAUCUAAAUAUAAGAUAAACGUGGAAAGGAAUCUCAAAGAAAACCGACCAACUCUUUUUUCUUUUUUUCUUUCUUCUUCUUCUUCUUCUCCUGCACUUUGAGUGGAAUGGACAUCUACUCAUCAUCUGCAAGACAAAAUGAAGGAGAUGCUCUCCCCUACCUCAACAAGCCACUCCUCUCACACCAAGACCUUGAACAUUCCAGGACAGUGGAAAGCCAGAACCACCUGCAAUCACAGACUGGAACCACAUUCCUCAGGACUUGCUUCAAUGGAGUAAAUGCCUUGUCAGGAGUUGGAAUAUUAUCAAUUCCAUAUGCACUUGCUGAAGGAGGGUGGCUUAGCUUGCUACUUCUUUUCUUGAUGUCGAUCAUUUGUUUCUACACUGCAAUUCUUUUAAGGAGGUGUAUAGACGCCCACCCACAUAUCAAAACCUAUUCCGAUAUAGGUGAACUUGCUUUUGGCCAUAAAGGAAGAACCAUGGUAGCGCUUUUCAUAUAUCUUGAGCUGUAUCUCGUUGCCAUAGAAUUUUUAAUAUUGGAAGGUGAUAACUUGGAGAAGUUGUUUCCAACUACAAGUUUUAGAGUUGCAGGACUGAAUAUUGGUGGGAAACAAGGUUUUAUUGUGCUUGCUGCCCUUAUAAUUUUGCCAACGACCUGGUUAAGAAGUUUGGGCAUGCUUGCCUAUGUUUCUGCUGCUGGUGUCUUCGCUUCUAUUGCUGUGGUGUUUUCUGUGUUUUGGGCUGGUGCAGUGGAUGGCAUUGGAUUCCAUGAAAGAGGAAAGUUCUUGAAUUGGGCUGGAAUGCCUACUGCUAUCAGCUUAUAUGCAUUUUGUUAUUGUGGCCAUGCAGUGUUUCCCACUCUAUGUUCUUCUAUGAAAGAUAGGAACCAGUUCUCCAAGGUGUUGUUAGUCUGCUUUGUCAUUUGCACCCUCAACUAUGGAUCAAUGGCUGUUUUGGGCUACCUGAUGUAUGGAGAAGGUGUUAAGUCCCAGGUGACAUUAAACCUUCCCGUUGGAAAAGUUAGCUCACAUAUAGCAAUUUUUACUACACUAAUCAAUCCUUUCACCAAGUAUGCAAUUAUGGUUACUCCUAUUGUAAUUGCAAUUGAAGAUUUGUUUCCAUGCCGUAACAAGUCUAUUAGCAUCCUUAUUAGAACAGUGUUGUUGAUCAGUAAUGUUGUUGUGGCAUUGACAAUUCCAUUUUUCGGGUACCUAAUGGCAUUUAUUGGUGCAUUUCUUAGUGUCAUGGUUUCGCUUCUGCUGCCAUGCCUGUGCUACCUCAAGAUUUCCAAGGCUUCUCGGAGUCCUGGACUUGAAUUGGUCAUUAUUGUUGGAAUUUUGGUAUUGGGAUCUCUGGUUGCGGUCUUGGGGACUUACAUUUCUCUCAGUGAGAUUGUAAACCAUUUGCUAGCUUAACUUCCUAUGGACCAUAUGAACAGACGACAGCAGCCAGCCAUAUUUUCAAAAUCUAUGUAUGUUUUGUUUUCAUAGAUAAAUAAGACAGUAACUUGUUUAUGAACAAUCUUUAUUCCCGUGGAAAUGUUCUUGGUCUUGUAGCAA
This is a messenger RNA of Nelumbo nucifera (sacred lotus), 1877 nucleotides long. RefSeq names its product amino acid transporter AVT1I. Gene Ontology annotation, molecular function: L-amino acid transmembrane transporter activity. Gene Ontology annotation, cellular component: vacuolar membrane. The record is from RefSeq and is a predicted model, not a curated record. Gene Ontology annotation, biological process: amino acid transmembrane transport. NCBI's taxonomy places the organism in Eukaryota, Viridiplantae, Streptophyta, Magnoliopsida, Proteales, Nelumbonaceae.